UUAGCUGUGGUGCUUUUGGGGUUUAUAAGUAUUUUGCUAUUGUAUCGUCUAGGCAUUUCCAUCCCUCAUUCCUUAAAUGUAAUUUGUCUUUACCUACGGUUUAAAUGCUAAAAAAUGGGAAACCCUUUUUCAAGGCCAGCAUAACUGCUUUCAAUCCAUGGAAGAAGCGACCUGGUGGGCUUAAUUUACAUGGCAGACCUCAGAUGGUUAGUCCUGGCUAUUUCAAAGGGGUUUAUCGCCGAAGGAACCCUGACGAUCCGACGCGCUUACUGAAGCCAAGCCAUGUGAUUUUGAAGCGCUGCCCCGCAUGCCAGCGCACAAAAUUUAUUCCGCUCCCUGAGAAGAAUCACUUCCACACUUGUUGUGAAGGUCAGACCAUGAAGUUCUACGCUAAUAUGAAGAAUGUGAUGGAUUCGGAGCAUAAACUGAUUGAGAUCACGCGCCAGUGGGAUGUGGAGAACCAGAGGCCGUGGGAUAACUCGCACCGACCCAAGCCCAAGGGUCGUUCAAAACUAAAGAAAUGA
Messenger RNA from Phytomonas sp. Hart1, 524 nucleotides. NCBI's taxonomy places the organism in Eukaryota, Euglenozoa, Kinetoplastea, Trypanosomatida, Trypanosomatidae. The record is from the annotation of a GenBank genome assembly.